AGCAGUCGUCCACUCUUUCAUUCACGACCACCAUCAUGACGGUCACGACAGAAAAUUCCUACCUGACGGGUGCAAAGGGGAGGAAUACAAGGGGGCUUCUUCGACUGGUCAUUCUUUGUACAAUUGCGGCAGCAGCUGUUUCCAGUCGGCUGUUCUCUGUUAUAAGAUUCGAAAGCAUAAUUCACGAAUUCGAUCCUUGGUUUAACUUCAGAGCAACGAAGUACCUGGUUGCUAAUGGAUUCUACGACUUUUGGGAUUGGUUUGAUGACCGGACGUGGCAUCCACUUGGCAGAGUCACUGGAGGGACGUUGUAUCCCGGCCUCAUGGUGACCAGUGGAGCUAUCUACCACACACUAAAGGCAUUGACACUUCCAGUCGACAUCCGAAACAUCUGUGUCCUUCUCGCACCGGGAUUCUCAGGCCUGACGGCAUUUGCGACUUACCUCUUCACAAAUGAGAUGUCCUCGACCCCCUCCGCGGGACUUCUCGCCUCCAUCUUCAUGGGCAUUGCCCCUGGCUAUAUUUCUCGUUCAGUUGCAGGCAGCUACGACAAUGAGGCUAUCGCCAUUUUCCUUCUCGUAUUUACGUUCUACUUGUGGAUCAAAGCUAUCAAGCUCGGAUCAGCCUUCUGGGGCGCCCUUUGCGCCUUGUUCUACGGCUACAUGGUCUCUGCGUGGGGAGGAUACGUCUUCAUCACGAAUUUGAUUCCUCUCCAUGUAUUUGUUCUUGUCUGCAUGGGACGAUUCAGCUCAAGAGUUUACGUGAGCUACUGCACAUGGUACGCUCUGGGCACGUUGGCAAGCAUGCAAAUCCCCUUUGUUGGAUUCUUGCCAAUUCGCAGCAGCGAGCACAUGUCCGCACUUGGUGUCUUUGGUCUCCUCCAGCUUAUUGGAUUUGUUGAGUUCGUCCGAGCCGGCGUUCCCAGCAAGCAGUUCCAGACCCUACUGAGAGGAUUUGUGGUUUUGGUGUUUUCCGUCGCCCUCGGAGGCCUAGUAUUGUUGACCGUUUCUGGCGUAAUUGCUCCCUGGACCGGGCGUUUCUACUCUCUGUGGGAUACUGGCUACGCCAAGAUCCAUAUCCCAAUCAUUGCAUCCGUUUCCGAGCACCAGCCGACCGCAUGGCCUGCGUUCUUCUUCGACUUGAACCUUCUCAUUUGGCUGUUCCCGGCAGGUGUCUACUUGUGCUUCCUGAAGCUGACUGAUGAGCAAGUGUUUGUUGUCGUCUACUCCAUCCUGGCAAGCUACUUCUCUGGAGUCAUGGUCAGACUGAUGCUCACAUUGACCCCUAUUGUCUGUGUGACCGCAGCUAUGGUCCUGUCCACCAUUCUGGAGACUUACCUGUCAAUGAAGUCCCCCAAGUCGGAUGCCGAGUUUGUCGCGACUGAGGCAGCGGCCACCAAGAAUGCCCCAGCCAAGGGUGGGCUGCGUAGCAUGAGGAACCCCCUUGUGGGUAUUUAUACCGUGGUGUCGAAGUCAACCGUGGUGGGCGCUAUGACGCUGUACCUUUUGGUCUUCGUCCUCCACUGCACAUGGGUCACAUCCAAUGCCUACUCUUCUCCAUCCGUUGUUCUCGCCAGCAAAUUGCCAGAUGGAAGCCAGCAUAUCAUUGAUGAUUACCGUGAGGCAUACCAGUGGCUGCGCCAGAACACCAAGGAGGAUGCGAAGAUCAUGUCAUGGUGGGAUUACGGCUACCAAAUUGGUGGCAUGGCCGACAGACCAACUCUUGUCGACAACAACACCUGGAACAACACUCACAUUGCUACCGUCGGUAAGGCCAUGAGCUCUAGCGAAGAGGUCAGCUACCCAAUCAUGAGGCAACACGAGGUGGAUUACGUUCUUGUUGUCUUCGGUGGUCUCCUGGGCUACUCCGGAGAUGACAUCAACAAGUUCCUGUGGAUGGUCAGGAUUGCCGAGGGCAUCUGGCCUGAGGAGGUCAAGGAGCGUGACUUCUUCACCCCAAGAGGCGAGUACAAGAUUGACCACGAGGCCACCGACACCAUGAAGAACAGCUUGAUGUACAAGAUGUCUUACUACAACUACAACGGCCUCUUCCCACCUGGUCAAGCCCAGGACCGCGUUCGUGGCGCCAGGCUCCCAGAUGUCGGACCAGUCCUGAACUCGAUCGAGGAGGCAUACACCAGUGAGAACUGGAUCAUUAGGAUCUACAAGGUCAAGGACCUUGACAAUGUCGGCCGAGAGCAUGGAGCAGCUGCGUCAUUUGAGCGGGGGAACAAGAAGAAGAAGGCCGCGAAGAAGAGAGGGCCGAAGGUUCUAAGGGUAGAGUAGAAUAGAAUAGAACCAAGGAAGCGGCUGGUGUUUUGUGGCUAUAAAAUGUACAUUAAUGUACAUUAAGGUCUGUAAUGUUAACGGGCUAUUAACUUGAAAUGACUUUGUUGUAAUUUAUUAGUGACGGA
Pseudogymnoascus destructans is the source of this 2413-nucleotide messenger RNA. RefSeq names its product oligosaccharyl transferase stt3 subunit (gene STT3). Gene Ontology annotation, cellular component: membrane. The transcript has 5 exons. Gene Ontology annotation, molecular function: dolichyl-diphosphooligosaccharide-protein glycotransferase activity. The coding region runs from base 36 to 2285 and encodes 749 amino acids. Lineage: Eukaryota; Fungi; Ascomycota; Leotiomycetes; Thelebolales; Thelebolaceae. Gene Ontology annotation, biological process: post-translational protein modification. The record is from RefSeq and is a predicted model, not a curated record.